UCAUGAGUUUCGCCCGGCUAACUACAGCAAACUUUGCCGCGCGAGGUCACGCAACAAGGUGUUUAUUCCCAAGCAAUUAUGUGAAGUUACCCCCGCGUGCGCUGAUCCUCACACCCGAGACAUGCAGAGUCAACCAGGCGAGGCUUAGUGAUAGCCGAAGUCCUGUUCCACAGAGCGCCCCACGUCACUCAGAACCAGCCGCAGCAGUCCGACAUGUCAAGUGCGCAGUUGAGAUACGCCAUGAGCAUCAAGCCGAAGCCAAGUCCAGAACCGAGUCCGAGUUGCUUAACGACUCAGAGCCAUUCAUCGUUGAAGAAUGUAACGACGCCGAGACCGAGUUCAAGCAUAUUGACGGAUCGAGUCCAGAGGUGACUCGUGCAGUGUUGUGGUAUUUGAGUGACCCACAUGAGUUGUACAACGCUAGCCAAGACGUUGAAGCGCCCGGCAAUGCUAAGACGCCGCAUGCUGAGCCUGAGCUGGAUAAAGGCUAUA
This is a messenger RNA of Cantharellus anzutake, 492 nucleotides long. RefSeq lists its product as uncharacterized. Lineage: Eukaryota; Fungi; Basidiomycota; Agaricomycetes; Cantharellales; Hydnaceae. The record is from RefSeq and is a predicted model, not a curated record. The transcript has 2 exons. The annotation marks the transcript as partial.